UGCACAUACGCUGCUGUGGAGCGAGUAAACCGGGAUGAGGUGAAGCCGCUGAUUGAGGAGCUGGUCAAGACACCCUUCUUCCGCUACUUCAAGGUGGACUUGUAUUGCGAGUGCCCGCUUUGGCCCGAUGACGGCAUGUGCUCACUGAGGGAUUGCUCUGUGUGCGAAUGUGAGGAACAAGAGGUUCCAGAGCCCUGGCGCAAGGCAGAGGCGGUGGAGGGCUGCGACAGCGUGCAGCUGGAAAGCAACGUGGACCGGACCCUGGCCCCACAUGUCAAGGCCAGCCUGCUUAGCGUUCGGGACUGGCGCGGGUACCGCAACCCUUGGAUGCCCGAGGGAGGUGGGUAUGAAAAGGUUGAGUUCAGCUAUAUUAACCUUUUGCGCAACUCGGAGCGGUACACAGCAGGGUACAAGGGGGAGCACGCCGCCCGCGUCUGGGGUGCCAUCUACACCCAGGACAUGUUCAAGGGAAUCAACACACCCAGCACGCCGCCUGAGCAGCGUGUGUUCUACAGGCUCAUCAGCGGCAUGCAUUCCUCCAUCACUGCCCACGUGGUCAAUGACUACCUCAUUGACGAGGCCACUCAGACCUGGGGCCCUAACCUGGAGAUGUUUAAGUGGCGGCUGGGCAUCCCAGAGGUCAAGGACAGGGUUGAAAACCUGUACUUCUCCUACCUCUUUAUGUUGCGCGCCGCCAUGAAAGCAGCCCCCAUCCUGGGAGCUACAGACUAUGACACUGGCAACCCCACGGAGGAUGCGCAUACCCGCGAUCUCAUGCAUAGGUUGCUGAACAGUGAGACGCUGCAGACGGCGUGCCCCAUUCCGUUCGAUGAGGGGCGCCUGUGGAAGGGGGCGAACAGUGAGGCGCUAAAGCAGCAGCUGCAGACCACUUUCCACAACAUCACGCACAUCAUGGAUUGCGUAGGGUGUGAGAAGUGCAAAAUGUGGGCCAAGCUGCAGCUCCUGGGCAUCGCCACCUCCCUCAAGAUCCUGUUCUCCGCAGAAGACUGUGGUGGCGGCACGGGCCUGGUGCUGGAGCGCAACGAAGUUAUUUCGCUGUUCAACACGCUGGAGCGGCUGGCGGCAGGGGUCGAGGUGGUGCGCGACUUGAGCUUGCAGCUCAGCAGGUGUGUGGGCGGCGCAUUGGAAUGGGGCACUGUGGCAGUUGCAUCUUUGUUGAAUGAUCUGAAUCAGGAGGGCACCAAAACUGCUACUCUGGCUGGGCACUACUGCAGCAACGGCAAGCACCCCAACGGACUAGGCGCGAUCCAAGAGGUGGCCGGCCCGCUGCCGGAAAAGCUGCGAACCACUUGA
Chlorella variabilis is the source of this 1314-nucleotide messenger RNA. RefSeq lists its product as hypothetical. The annotation marks the transcript as partial. Gene Ontology annotation, biological process: protein folding in endoplasmic reticulum. The transcript has 10 exons. NCBI's taxonomy places the organism in Eukaryota, Viridiplantae, Chlorophyta, Trebouxiophyceae, Chlorellales, Chlorellaceae. Gene Ontology annotation, cellular component: endoplasmic reticulum; endoplasmic reticulum membrane. The record is from RefSeq and is a predicted model, not a curated record. Gene Ontology annotation, molecular function: FAD binding; protein-disulfide reductase activity; thiol oxidase activity.